Messenger RNA from Exophiala oligosperma, 2499 nucleotides. RefSeq lists its product as uncharacterized. Gene Ontology annotation, cellular component: chromatin. Bases 1 to 2499 code for a protein of 832 amino acids. Gene Ontology annotation, biological process: regulation of transcription by RNA polymerase II; DNA-templated transcription. The transcript is spliced from 2 exons. Gene Ontology annotation, molecular function: zinc ion binding; DNA-binding transcription factor activity, RNA polymerase II-specific; RNA polymerase II cis-regulatory region sequence-specific DNA binding. NCBI's taxonomy places the organism in Eukaryota, Fungi, Ascomycota, Eurotiomycetes, Chaetothyriales, Herpotrichiellaceae. The record is from RefSeq and is a predicted model, not a curated record.
AUGGAGUUGACAGCCAACUUUCGAGAGGCCGACGGCAUGAUUGAAGUCUUCCGUUCCACUCUGCGGAUUUUUCUCAGAUCUACGAUGACUGCCUCACUGUCGUGCUUACAAUGGACCACAGAAAGGACACCUAGCGUGUCUAUGACAUUCUUUUCCUCGCUCAUGCUUACGAACGUAUGGUUUCCAAAUAGCGGAGAUGGACAAAUAGCAUUAGAUCUGUUGACAAGACAUGUUCGACUGACUCAUCAGUCUGAAACCUUCAAUUUUCCAAAUCAAAGCUCAGAUCUGGACUCGGCCAACUCAUCCAUUAUCCUCAACUGGUCACUCACGUCCUCCGAUGUCGGUGUACAACCAUCGUUCCAGGAAACCCCGGGCACCUCCACCCAGGUCCCAGACUGUAUUGAGCUCUCACAGCCCACGCAUGGAGUGCAGCCUGAUGUUCGUUCCUCCUCACAGAUCCUGCUCGAAGACCUUAAUGGCGUUGACCCGGAGCAGACACACGAUACUUCAUUCUCUGGAGAAACAAUCAACUAUGACUACGAUCCAAGUCUCGAGAGCUGUCACUUUGACCCCUUUGCACAGGAUUUUGGCAUGUUCAUGGACAGUGUACCGAGCCAGGCCCACCCUUUCUCUCUGACGCACCAGCCUCUCCCAGCUAUAUAUUCAACGCCGGGAUCACCUUCAAUUUUCAUGGUGGACAUCGCAACGAAAGGCCCCAGUCUGACUCUGCCACAGCCAGGGUACACCGCUGUCGUAGCACCUUUCGGGCCGUCUUCUGUAUCAGAAGCUCCUACGGUGCAGUCUUCAUUAUCUAGAUAUUGCUCCCGUCUUCCAUCUCUUGAACCAGAGGCAAGGUCAACGCCAGGCCGUCGCCCAGAAGACCAGACAGAGCCCAGACAACACAGUGGUCAACUUUUUGUCUCGUCCGAAUGUCGACAGAGUGUUCUCGAGGAAUUGGCGACAUUUGUUGGUUGCAUAGACAGCAACUUUGUGCUUCCCUCGCGGCACGCUUUGUCGCGCCUAGUUGCAGGUUAUUUUCAGAAUUUCCACGAUCACUAUCCAUUCUUCCAUGUGCCAACUCUUAAACUGGAUUCGAUCCACGCCGAGUUACUUCUGGCCAUCACAGCUCUCGGUGCACGUUAUACCAUGGAACCCGAACUUGGUGUUGAGCUCUAUCGCGUCGCAAGGUCGGUGGCACUGGAACGAAUUAGUCGACAUCAAACAUUCGCCAGUGCUGGUGAGUCCGGCGAAACACAGAAAAAGGACCAAACAUCUUUUGUGAUGCAAAUGAUGCAGACACUUUUGCUCCUGAUUGCGGUUUCUUCAUGGUACAAACAUGAGCCAGCGGCAGCCGAUGCAUUAUCUAUACGAAGUAUUUUACACUCGAUCGUUAGGGAGAACAGCAGAAGCGGCAGCGCUUCAACAAACGCGUCAGCUUCAGAUGACUGGAUGUCGUGGAUACAUCUGGAGACGCUGAAGAGAACGUAUCUGGUAAUAUUUUGUUUCUUCAACCUGCACACAAUUUUGUUUGACCUCCCGCCGAUGAUGCUCACCAACGAAGCGAAUUUCGAACUUCCAUGCUCCGAAAAGGAAUGGAGGGCAAGCAGUGAACAAGCUUGGAGAGAAGCUCGUGCCGAGUCGGGGACGGACCGACGUGAUUUCAAAGAAGCCUACUCAAGUCUGUUCACCAACAAGCACCAGCACCAGCCGACGUGUCCCCAACCAAAGGUGUCGGCUUUGGGUUGUUACGGUCUGAUCCACGCCGUCAUCCAACAAAUAUGGUUGGUGAGAAAUGGUCGGAUGCCCGUGGUCGAGGGAGGAAUUGAGGAUAAUAGCCUCUCCAAGGAAGAAAUGAAAAUUUUCGAACGCGCGCUGAAACGGUGGACAAACUUUUGGGAGUUGAACAAAGAAUCUUCCAUGGACCCCCUCAAUCCUCACGGCCCUCUGACGUUCACGUCCACGGCACUCCUUCGCCUAGCCUACAUUCGACUCAAUAUGAACUUUGGCCCUACGAGAUCGUUGAACAGCUGGGACCCCCAACAAGUCGCGCAUUCUCUACACCAAUCCCCCAAAGCGAGACGUGGCGAUCAAAUGACUCGUGCAGCCUUGCAUUGCGCACACGCCCUCAGUAUUCCCGUGAAGCUGGGAAUCAACUACGUCGCACGAACCCAAAUGAUCCACUGGUCAAAUCAACACGCUCUGUGUUCCCUCGAGUGUGCAGUCCUACUGGCCAAGUGGCUUGAUUCAGUCACCGCUCUAUCCUUGACGGAUGUUACGGCGGCCGAGCAGAGAGUCCUGGAUUUCACGAUGCAGCUGGUCGCCGAGGACAAGUACAAGGCAAGCUACGAAAGCAUUCUUGAGCAGAAACAUAGGCUGAGCGCCAUGGUGGUUAGACUUUGGGCGAAGCUCUAUCAGUCAAGAAGCGUGUGGCAGACUGUCAACCUCAUCGGCGAAUCCCUGAGUAUUUACGCCGAACUGCUGGAGAAGGAUCGUGUAUGA